CGUCGUCCUGACGUAACGGCGGUUGCUGUUGUCAGAAUGUAAGUCUCUCAGCGCAACCUCCGCCACAUCAUCUCGUAUUACGUUCACACACUAUAUAAACCCUUACGUAUUUCCCAGCUCAUACACAAUAACUUUGUCGAUUUACCUGGCACGGUCACUUCAGUUUAUAGUGUAAAGGGAAGACACAAGAGAAUUAUUGGUAAAGAGUCAGAUUUUAUGAAGAACCGUCCGAAGAAGGCGGUUUUUAGUAGGUCCUGGCCUGAACUUCCACCAGUUCCAAAUACUGCACUACUACCAGACAUCACUAUUACCAUUUCGAACAUUGCUACUAUCGUCAAUACCUGUACAACACUCUACUAAAUGAAGCAGCAGUAACACCAGUGGUAUAUGCGUCCAUAAAUAGAAACCUAAAUAAAUCAAGAAGAGAAACUCCUCCUACAUCCCUUCAUUUAUAAACACCGAAAAUGUGUGAUUCGAACACGGAACUGAACUCGUUAAAAGUUAACGGUGGCGUGAGCGAACCGAAUACGCUGAUAGAAAUUCGUCGGCCUGCCUAUAACAUUAUUGGAUUCCGGGAAAAAUUCCGAAAGUCUAAACCACCAGAGAAGACUUUCAAAGAGUGUGUCGCACAGCAAGUACGAAGUUGCACCAGUUGUUCCAAAGAAAGAUGCAAACAAAUCUUAACAGAUACAUUCCCGUUUCUGGGAAUUCUUAAGAAAUACAAUGUGAAGACGGAUUUACCUAACGACCUGGUGUCUGGACUUACAGUGGGUAUCAUGCAGUUACCUCAGGGAAUGGCGUACGCGCUUCUGGCUGAUCUUCCACCCAUUGUUGGUCUCUAUGUGUCAUUUUUCCCUCUCUUAACAUAUUUCUUCUUCGGAACGUCCAGACAUGCAGCAAUGGGUACAGUGGCUGUGGUGAGUUUAAUGAUUGGUUCUGUAGUGUCCAAUAUCGAGUCAUCGGAAUCCUCUACCUCCAGCGGGGCCUUGAAUAUUUCACUGACUUCGGACAUGAACACUACAGAACAAGAAUACUCAGUCAGUUCAGAUGCCUUCGAUGAAGUUGUGAUGAAGAAAAUACAAUUGGCUGCAGCGAUCACGUUCAUGGCUGGAAUAGCCCAAGUGAUAAUGGGGUUUCUCAGAAUGGGCGUGGUUACAACUUACAUGUCUGAAUGUUUGAUUGGUGGAUUUACAACUGGUGCAGCUGUACACGUAUUUUCAAGCCAAGUGAAGUAUGUCUUAGGUCUUAAGAUCAAGCGGUUUGGAGGAGUGUUCCAACUGUUAUUCACUUACAUUGAAAUCUUCAAAAACAUUCACAAGACCAACCUAGUCGAGCUGGGAAUUUCAUGCAUUUGUAUGGUCAUUAUAUAUUUAGUGAAGACCCAGAUAAACCAAAGAUUCAAAGAUCGAUUAAAGAUCCCACUUCCUAUUGAACUUUUCGUGGUCGUCACGGGAACACUUAUAUCACAUUACGUCCGUUUGAAAGAAAAGUUUGGCAUCAGAACCGUCGGCAAAAUACCAGCUGGCCUUCCGCCACCCAAAGUUCCGGAUUUUGUAUCAGCCCAGUCGUACGUCGGUGAUUCCAUUGUUAUCGGAAUCGUUGCCUUUGCCCAGUCUGUUUCCUUGGCCAGUUUAAUGGCGAAGAAACAUAAUUACGAUAUCGACUCGAAUAAGGAAAUGAAAGCCUACGGUUACGGAAACAUCGUUGGCUCCUUCUUUUCGUGUUAUCCAUUUGCUGCAUCGGUAUCUCGUACAUCCGUACAAGACUCGGCUGGAGGAAAGACUCAGGUAGCCAGUCUUUUCUCCUGUGUCCUGGUACUAAUCGUUAUAAUCGUAAUUGGGCCUUUGUUCAGAGACCUUCCAAACUGUACAUUAUCUGCUAUAAUUAUGGUAGCUUUACGAACCAUGCUGCUCCAAGUUCUCGAACUGAAACGGUUAUGGAGGUUGUCCAAGUAUGAUUUUUCAAUCUGGCUGAUAACCUUUCUAUCCGUGGUCAUUCUACACGUGGACUUUGGUCUUGGAAUCGGCAUCGUUUUUUCAGUCUUUACAGUUGUUAUACGGACUCAGAGAACCAAUUUGAAGUUAAUCGGUAAAAUUGAUGAAAGUGAAGUAUUCCGGCCAGAGAGUGAAUAUCAAAUUUCAAAACAAUAUUCAGGAAUAAAGAUUCUCUAUUAUAAUGCUUCGAUUUACUUCGCCAAUGCCGAGAUCUUUGUCAAGCAGGUGCAGGAAACAUCAGGAAUAAACCCAGAGAAAGUUCUAAAGAGACUUAAGAAGGAAAGAAAAUCGCUUCUUGGAAAAGAAGAGAAUAACAAAUCAAACAAUCAGAUGGAUAUUGAAAAAAGAAACGAACAUAAUUUAAAUGUUAACAUUCCGAUAAAUUAUAUAAUUGUUGAUGUCAGCGGCGUGAACUUUGUUGACACGGUUGGAGUAAAAAUUCUGAAAACGAAAAGAGACAAAUAUAUAACUGUUAAAGUUUUGAUUAUGGUAUGCAAUAAUCCUUCGACUAUUGCGGCUGUUACGCUCCAAAACCUCCUGCGAGAGGUGAAAAUCCGCGAAAAUCGUUAUUCUGUAAAUAGCUCCGCAGUUUACGUCAUUGACACGGUUGUCGUUGUUCUUCAGCAAUGA
Octopus bimaculoides (California two-spot octopus) is the source of this 2624-nucleotide messenger RNA. RefSeq names its product prestin. Gene Ontology annotation, biological process: transmembrane transport. Lineage: Eukaryota; Metazoa; Mollusca; Cephalopoda; Octopoda; Octopodidae. The record is from RefSeq and is a predicted model, not a curated record. Gene Ontology annotation, cellular component: membrane.